Molecule: messenger RNA, 484 nt
Organism: Prorocentrum cordatum
Lineage: Eukaryota; Dinophyceae; Prorocentrales; Prorocentraceae
Source: the annotation of a GenBank genome assembly
AGCCUGGCUCAGGGCCUCGCAAGGGGAGGGCGGCCCAGGGCCCCUGCGGCGCGCCGCUGCGGCGCGCGGGCCUGCGCGCGGCCGGUCGGAGGCCGCCCGUCGGCCGAGGCGCCUCUUGGCGGCCAUGUGCGAGUACGCCGCGGCCUGCGACGCCCGCGCCAUGCACGUCGGGAGUUACAGCGCGUGGCUCACCAAGGUGAAGGGCGAGGGCGCCAGGGCGAAGUGGCUCUCGGGGGCGACCAGGAGGUACUUCACCAUCGACUUUGGCUCGCAGAUAUUCUUCUAUUCGCACGCUGAGGACCAAAGGAAGGUGUCGCAGCCCGUGCGCUUCAAGGACAUCCGCUCCGCGCAGCAGCUCCCGAGGCCGGCGCAGGCGGCCAAGUACGCGAAGGACCACACGUUCGGCUUUGUGGUGACGACUGUGGACAAGGUCUUCGAGCUCUACACGGUCAGCUACCUCGACGCGGAGCACUGGAGGGGGGGG